Messenger RNA from Cordyceps fumosorosea ARSEF 2679, 747 nucleotides. Its product is annotated as Zinc finger, C2H2-like protein. Bases 1 to 747 code for a protein of 248 amino acids. NCBI's taxonomy places the organism in Eukaryota, Fungi, Ascomycota, Sordariomycetes, Hypocreales, Cordycipitaceae. The transcript has 2 exons. The record is from RefSeq and is a predicted model, not a curated record.
AUGUCGGUCGAGGUUGGCAACUUCAGUGGUGAUUUCUCUGGAUUCGGGCAACCAGAUAACUUCUUCGCUCAAGACCCUCGAUUUCAGACCUGCUCGGAGCCCCUCACCCGCCACAUAAGCUCGGAGAGCUCCUUCUCCUCAUCCACACCAGCUUCGCCAAUGCUGGGCACCAGCUUCAGCUCCUUCUAUGCACUGCAAGCAAGCUCACCAGGAAGCCCCCUCUUUCCUGCGUUGCAGGAUAUGCCAGCUGCUAGCAUUGGCUCUCCAUACAGCAGCCAGAGCGUCGCAACAAGCUGCGAUGGGCAGUCCCCGAGAACACUACCAGAGGAAAUCCCAAGCGAAUCCCCCAAGGGACGAGACUAUCCAGUGGUCUGCCUCUUCCCCGGCUGCGACACCAAACCGUUCAAGCGCCGCGCAGACCUCGACCGCCACUACAAGCACAAGCACGCGCCCGCAUCGCAAAAGGAAUCGUACUUUUGCGACUAUCCCAGGUGCACGCGGCGCCGCGACCCUUUUCACCGACGCGACCACUUCCGCGACCACCUACGCGAGUUCCACAAGGAAGACAUUGAGAAGCGCGGCGGCGUGGUCAACGAGGAGUGGCUCGAGGACUGCAACCUGUCGUCGUCGUGGUGGCGAUGCGCCAAGUGCCUGGUGCGCAACUACAUCGAGAAGAGCGGCUACGAGUGCCCCAAGUGCAAGACGACCUGCCAAGCCAAGCGCAAGGAGCUACGUAUGCGUGACUGA